GCCCUCGCGGGCUGUGGCCACGCGCGGCGGUUCCGCUUCCCCCUCCGGCUCCUGCCGCCGCCGCCUCGGUGGGUGCCGCCGCCGCCAUUGCAGAGGCGCCGUGUGGCGGCCGCGCCCCGCUGCCCGCUCGCCCGUCCCGGAGGCGGCCGGCGCCGCCCCAGCCCCGAGUGCAAGUUAAGCUCGGGAUAUUCAAAGAUACUUCACAACAAGAGCAGUUAAUCCAGUGCUAAUGUGCUGAGGCUCUUUGACACUGAUGCCCAGGCUGAGCACCGAGAAGCAGAAGUAAUUCCUUAGGCUCAGGAGUCCAGGAUUUUAUAUUUGCUCCCCUCCCUCUGGUUCAGAAUAAAAAAGCAAGAAUCUCCCAACCCUGAUGAGUUUGAGCCUUAGAGCUUAGCUGACACCUGGAACGUUCAUGGUGCUGCAUACCCUAAGAGAGCACUUGGAAUGCUGAGUUGGAUAGGAUGACGUUUACACUUGCUUAAUGCCUUAGGUUGAAAUCCUUGCUGCCUGCAAGACACGUGAGAACACUUGGCCAAAUUGCAGGAACUUGCUGCAAUAAACCAUGCAAUGAUAUGUUGCUUGUGUAUGUGCAUGACCUCUAAGACUACAGAAUAGAAAAUGUAUGACAGCAUGCAGGGCAAAGCAGAUGAAGGUCACAAAGUGGAUACUGGAGUGGGAGCACAGGACAGUGAUGUACAGAGCUGCUGUGCUCAGCUCAGCUUCUUUGGUGUGGUUUUAGCUGUUCUGUUCAACACAGAAUUACAGAUAUGAAGAGCUUGGAAACUCACAUUGACUUGAGGUACAACAGCUAUGGUUUGUGCUUGUUGUACUCCUCACUGCUGUUUGAUGUAGUGGGACGGGGUGAGCUUGUGCCAGUGACUGCAGAAUUUCUUCGUGUGCCCCAUUGAGGUGCCGUGUGCCUCUGCUGGGAGAGUUUAACACGCUAGGAUAACUCUAAACUUUGGAAGUGCAAUGAAGUUCUCCCUUAAUGUGACAAUCUUGGAGCGCUUGUGCCAGCUGUGGGUAGAAGUAGCGUCAACAAGGCUUUGUAGCCGGAGUCUGGGGAUGACUUUGCUGAUGCCAUCCUGCAAUGUGGAGCUGCUGUAGUAGAAAAAGACUGGGGCAACCCUUCCUGUUCUGCUUUCUCAGGGAUUUUUUUUUUUUGUUUGCUAAAUUCACAGCCUCGCUCCUAACUCAAGAUCUGCAUCAGAGUAUUGCUAGCUGUUAGCAGGGAAGCUCAUUUGCUGUUAUUUCCUGUGAGUGCCCACAGCCAGAAACAUGCUGUCUACCUUCCUGUUACCAAAGCAGCUCGGUGAGAUGGGCAUGGUGCCUCUCUGCUGCUGUGGGCAGCCCUGCCUGGGGCUGAGGCACAGAAACCUUGGCAAGCUGCUGAUGGCUGCAGGCUCAGCCAUGGCUGUACCGAUAGACCCUUGUUGUGGGGUAUUCUGGCAGCAGUAAAGUCUAGAAGCUGUGUGGACAGCUUCUUUCCUCACCUACCUAAUGCACAUGGCAGCCAGCGCCAGCUUUCCCAGCUCGUGGUGAGUGACCUUCCCCCAGCACAGAGACAGGAUGCUGCAGGGAGUCCUUCUCCAGUAUGAGUUUGGCUGUUGGGAGAAGUCACCGUAUCCAUCUGUGCUGCAGAGUAUGCUCAGAAAAUGGGCCAUGUCUGCCUAAGGCAUCUCUGUUUUAUGAUUUAAAGCUGUGCUCAGUUGCUUUUUGUAUUUACAGUCAUUGCAUUUGGUGUUUUUGUAGGUGAUGCUGUUUCUGGGCAAAUGUGUGAUCUGUGUUGGUAUGAAGAAGUAAGAUCCUGGGCUGGGGCUGUUCAGCAGGCUGCUCCAUGCAGCUGUAACCGUCUGCGUGUCCCCUGGUGUGCACGGCAGCAGGGAAUGGCACUUGGGAAGAGGCAGGAUUUCCUGUAGGGCAUUCCGUGCCCAACCGGCAUCGCUUUAUAGCACUGCAAGAAGAGCCGAGGGCUUGGCCGUGGGGCUGGUGAGCUGAACUCAAGUUCCCACUAUCUGCUGGCUGUAGCUGCAGUUAAAGCGAGGCUUGGCCAACUGCUGCACAGAAACAAAAGCUCGAUUCUUUGUGUGUGCAGGAUGCUAUUUCUCUCUCUUGUUUUUUUUUUUUUCUCUUUGUCUUUUCCCUCUUUUGUUCUUUUCCCCUUAGCUGCCAUUUGACAGCUCCAUCAGCAUGGUGGGAGAGUGAUGUAUCCUUAAUGGCUGGAUGCUUCUUUUCUUUGCCGUGCUGGCACACCCUGCAUGUCCACUAUUUUGGGGGUUAGAAACCAUUUUGCUUUCUACCAGAGUUGCUGCUGAUCUCUGUGCCACACCACAGCCUGACUUUUUUGGGAGGUGUCAGUCCAGGUUACAGUAGCUGUGUGUGCUGUUAGAAAUAGGAACACAAGCUGAGCUGUACAAAUGCCUUGCUCAGGUAACGUACCCUUUAUUCAAAUAACUUUUGCUCUGGAAUGUGCUCCCUGCCUGUAAUGCCAAGUUUAAUUAAGAGAGGAUCUCAGGGAUGAGAUACAGACUUCAUUUUUCACUUCUCAUCAACUUUCCCUCCUUGCCUUUUUCCCCAUUCUCCUUUGAUCUUCAGAAAAUCUCAGCUCAUGGAAAUAAAGGCUCCACAGAGUCUUCAAGGUAGAGAAAUAUGAGUAAGCACAAGCACCUUGAAUCCCAGAUUUGCAUGCGCUGUGCUUGCUGCAGGCUGUCUUUCUUCAGUUGACUCAGGUUUUCACCUCGGUAGAGCAGGGGUGAGGAAUUUCCUUGUUGAGCACUGAAUAGGCUUUUCAAACACCUUUGAGCCCGCUCUGUCAUUAUGCAGCAUUGCACAAUGGUUCGUUGAAGCCAAACCCUGGCUGUGGGCUGCAUGAAACAGAGAAGUGUGGCCCGAGCUCAGCGGGUGGGCGGCAGCUGGGCCUGCAGCAGGGUGCUGGAACCCCUCCCUUUGGGCUCCUGCUCCACAUGCCCUCAGGGCCGGCUUUCUGCACUAAGGUGGAAAUGGGUACCUGCGGGUCCAUCCUGUUCCUGUUGUCUGCUGUCAGCUUGCAGCGAUGAUGUUGUGGCCUCACCUUGGGAGUCUUCCUGCCAUGCUUGGGGAAAUGGAAGCAAGAAGUGACUCGUCGGCUGCCUUUGGGGCCUGUCAGGUGCUGCUGUUGCAGUGCUGGAGAUGAAGAAGGAAGAGAAGCAGUUUCUGAUUUAUUUAUGACAAAAUACACUGCUACGGUUCAGUAGUGCUGCGUUUCUACUGUGAGGAGGAAAUGAGAAUUCAGGUGGGAGUCAGCUGCUGGUUGUGGCUUACAGAGAUGGAUCACAAGGCUUACAGAUGGCUGCGACACGCAGGAAAGUGAAGUAUUGCUAAUUGGCUGGAAUUUUCUGUGCGCUGAUGGACCCUCACUGGGACUCCUGCACAUCCUGUCUCUGUUCUGUGCCUCUCUGAAUCUUCCCCCACUGAUAUCUGUUUCAGUCACAGCCCAGAGCUGAUAGUUCUGAAACGAUCUCCCUCCUCCCAGUUCAUAAAGUGAAACUUUGGGAGAAAACAUUUGUCCAUACCAAGGCUUUUGCUUAUCACUGUAUCUUCAGCUCGCUACGCAUGGCGUGAACUUGGCCUGGGUCAGAAAAGCAUAGACUGUUUUGCUUAUCUCUAUUACUGGGUAUCUGGAAGCUGUACUGUCCUGUGCCUGUGCUGAGGGCUGGCUGUGUGUCAGUGGUGUUCUCUGCAGGACAGGUCUGCCCCUGUAUGCUUCUGAGAAGUUGGGUCUGCUUUUCAUUCUAAAAUGAUACUCUAGAGCAUGUUUAGAGCGGGGCUUUGUGCAUCUGCAGAGUUCCAUAUGGGAUAACCAGUUGAAUUACCUUGGGUUGUAGCAUUCUCUGGCAUGGGGUUAGAAGGAUGUUCUCUAGAAAGAUCUCCCAGACCCUUAGUGACCCUUUCAAACUGUCUCCUUCACUUGGCAGUUAUAUGGCAGCUGUUUCUCUCUGGGCUGUGUUUUCCCUUCUGUUUUUGGGUGAGUCAGCAAAAAUCAAAAGGGAAUCAAGCAGUUGGAAGAAGAUAAAAUGGAAGGAAUUGAGCUGGUUAUGUUGCAGUGUGGGCGUCAUCCCAUCUGAUCUGCAGGAGGCUGAGGUUCUCCUGUGUUGUUGGUAGGGUGGCAACGUGAUGCACUGCCUCUGUUGCGUGCAGCUGUAAGGGAAGUCAGCAGGAAAAGGCUGUUCAUAACAUUCAUGGUUGCCUCUUUGGCAGCUGUAAGCAGCAAACUGCUGCACGUGGCAGUUGAUAUUGCAGCAAUGACUGGCAGUGUGUUUGCACCUUCAGUGCCUUGUCAGGCAGUGACUUUGAUUAAUGCAGUAUGUCCUUGCAUAAAUCUUAAUGAAGAGUUCAUGUUGGAUGUGCUCAGAUUUUAUAUAUAUUAUAUACGCAUGUAAGCAGUUCUCUCAAUUGUAUCAUCUGAAAGGGUAUCUCGCUUGCUUAUGCUUGUAAUUUAGAGAGGUUUGUGCUUGGCUGGAAUAUUUCAGAUUAGCCUAGUUUCCUCUUCCCUCCCCAUAAAGGAAAGUUAAAUAAAAAUAACUGUUAGCUUUCAUGGGUGUGCGGUUUGGCACAGACCAAAUGCUUAUUUUAUCUGAGGCCUCUGAAGGUGGAAGGAGAUGUUUCAACAAGUCCCAUGGAGGCUGGCAGAGGCGCAGGGCUGGAGAGCUGCGUGCCGUUAGCACAUCUGCAUGAAGCGUAGGUGGAAGCCAUCACCCUGCUGGCUCUCACCGGCCACUAUCAGGGCUGCUCUUGGUCUUGCUUUCGCACAGGUCCUCUUUUGGCAGGCAGAAGAUCUGAGGCUGUGUUUGCCAAGUCUGUGAGAAAGUAAUUCUUUGCCUGCCACAACUUUUAAUACGACUUUUAGAGUUGAGAUGGAGAGAUAAGGGUUUUCAGUCACCAAAGGUACUCUUACGCUGUUCUAGAAACUCCUUUUUAGGUCAGAUUGAAUAAACCUGAUGCUGUUGGAAAGCAAAACCGUUGAGAAGAUGGUCUGAGAUUUGCUGGUGCUGUGGAUUUUUCUGCAGCACUGAAAUCAUCUGGGAUGGGUCUGUUUGCUCUAUUGUCCGGAAUAAAGAAGCAUCGAGGCUCGUCUCCUCCAGGAAGGUGUUCUGCUCAGGAAUGGUGGUGCUGGGAAGGCUGAAGACAAGAUAGCAAAUUGGAGUUCUCACUAGCCGUUCAGAACCAUGUCUGACAACGGAGAACUGGAAGACAAGCCACCAGCUCCUCCUGUGCGGAUGAGCAGUUAUGGGGGAAAGGACCCGUUGUCUGCCAACCACAGCUUGAAACCUCUGCCCUCCGUACCAGAAGAGAGAAAACCUAGGAAUAAAAUCAUCUCCAUAUUCUCUAGCACUGAAAAAGGAAGCAAGAAGAAGGAAAAGGAACGACCAGAAAUCUCCCCGCCGUCAGACUUUGAGCAUACUAUCCAUGUUGGCUUUGAUGCUGUCACUGGAGAGUUCACUGGAAUGCCAGAGCAAUGGGCUCGGUUGCUACAGACCUCAAACAUCACCAAGUUAGAACAGAAGAAAAACCCUCAGGCGGUACUAGAUGUGCUGAAAUUCUACGACUCCAAAGACACAGCAAAACAGAAAUAUCUGAGCUUUUCUGCUCCAGAAAAAGAUGGUUUCCCUUCAGGAACACCAACGACCAAUGCCAAAGGUUCAGAGCCAUCAACAGCUGUGGCAGAUGACGAUGACGAUGAUGAAGAAGCACCUCCUCCUAUUAUUGCUCCGCGGCCAGAUCACACGAAAUCGAUUUAUACACGGUCUGUAAUUGACCCCAUCCCUGCACCAGCUGGUGACGCUUCUGUUGAUGGUGGGACAAAAUCAGGUGAUAAGCAGAAAAAGAAGACCAAAAUGUCAGAUGAAGAGAUCAUGGAAAAACUACGUACCAUUGUGAGCAUAGGUGAUCCCAAGAAAAAAUACACCAGAUAUGAAAAAAUUGGGCAGGGGGCUUCAGGUACAGUUUUCACAGCUAUUGACGUGGCUACUGGGCAGGAGGUUGCUAUCAAACAGAUAAACCUGCAGAAACAGCCCAAGAAGGAGUUGAUUAUUAAUGAGAUCUUGGUAAUGAAGGAACUAAAGAACCCCAACAUAGUCAACUUCCUGGACAGUUACCUCGUAGGAGAUGAACUGUUUGUGGUGAUGGAGUAUCUAGCUGGAGGCUCACUAACAGAUGUGGUUACGGAAACAUGUAUGGAUGAAGCACAGAUUGCUGCUGUUUGCAGGGAGUGCUUGCAAGCGCUUGAGUUCCUCCAUGCCAACCAGGUCAUCCACAGAGAUAUAAAGAGCGACAACGUGCUGCUAGGAAUGGAUGGAUCAGUUAAACUAACCGACUUUGGUUUCUGUGCUCAGAUCACCCCAGAGCAGAGCAAGCGCAGCACUAUGGUUGGAACACCUUACUGGAUGGCUCCUGAAGUCGUCACACGGAAAGCCUAUGGCCCUAAAGUGGAUAUCUGGUCCCUAGGCAUCAUGGCUAUUGAGAUGGUGGAAGGAGAACCCCCGUACCUCAAUGAAAACCCCCUGAGGGCGUUAUAUUUGAUAGCAACUAACGGCACACCAGAGCUUCAGAACCCUGAGAAACUGUCCCCAAUAUUCCGGGAUUUCUUAAACCGAUGUUUGGAGAUGGAUGUUGAGAAAAGAGGAUCAGCCAAAGAAUUGCUACAGCAUCCCUUCUUGAAAUUGGCCAAACCUCUGUCUAGCUUGACGCCACUGAUCCUGGCAGCCAAAGAAGCAAUGAAGAGUAACCGCUAACAUUAUUGCCACGGCCUACAUUUAGUUUUGUUAUUUUUUUUUUUUUUUUUACAAAUCUUUUUAAUAUAUGAAAUUGUUACACUUCUGGUGGGAGGGAAGAGAUUUGGGGGGGGGUGGGGGGGUGGGGCGGGGGGAACAUCUGCAAAAGGGAAGCAACUCUCAUCCAGAAGACACCUGACAUAAAUUGUGGUGAAUCUAGUGAUCCCUUUCUGGGGUCCAGAAGGAAUUGAGGACUGAAUUACUGGCUUUUUUCUUCUUUUUUCCUCCCGACAGCCCAGAAAUGCCACUUAGCGUGCCCAGGGUUUUAAGGGCUUUAAUGACUUUACUGUAACAACUCCCAUUCAUUGUACCCUUUUGGGUGCUUUUAGUACUUGAAUGACCGAUUCAAGCUUUCAGAGAGCAGCACUAAUUUUACCAGCUGAUCUCUUUCAUUCUCCUCUUCCUCCCCUCUACCUGUAAAUUGAUCUAGUGAACUCCCAAAUAACAAGAUUCACAGCAAAUGUGACAAAUGUGAAGGUACAUCUUGCCCAUUAUACAGAUUAGCUGUCACUCAACUGUUUAAUUAACAACGUGGCUACUUAAAUAUAUCUCAUAUUGUGAUUUCUUUCUUUUUAAGACAUGUAUGGAGAGAGGGGGAAGAGAAGUAUUCAAAUGCUUUUCAUAUGCCUGUGCUCUGUGGACUAUUAAUCAAAGAUGUGGCUACUUUGUAGAAACCUCAUGGUUGGUCAAGUCUUUGGAUGUCAGUUUAUGGAUGUGUAGGUAAGGGUCAGGUAGUUUAUUUAUGAUCAAAUGAUCAGCUAUAGUCAGGGCAAGAAAAAAAUUCCAGCUGUCUUCCUGUGUGUUCUUUUUCCCAUUAGACUUGCUGGCCAGAAGCUUAAAGGGGUAUUUUGCUUGGUGUGGUGGGUGGUUCAAAAACAUGUAUUGUAUCUGUGCUCUGACUUGGGCUUUGGAAGUUAUGCUGGUGCCUUUGACUUUUUAUUUUACGUUUCCUUUCUUGUAUCAAAUACAUUUUUGUAUAUGUUGUAAUUUUCUUCCCCAAGCAAGUAAUGCAUCAAUGUAUGGAGUUGUCAGAAUUUAAGUAUUAGAGCUAUUUUAUUCCAGUUUUGUAUGUGCUCCGUUUGUAUUAAUGAAAUCAAAACAAGUCAUCAGAUCUGAGGACACUGAAGAUGCAGGAUUUCUCAAACAAAAGAAAACAAACACCUGGAAAUGCCAAAGUGCUGUUCUGAGAAGACAGAGGCUGAGAAGGGAGAACAGUGCCUUCAGACAUCCAUGGAGCUUAUUUAACUGGUUGGUUGGAAGCUGAAGAGACUUGAUGCAUCAUCACACUGACCCUUUCUCACUGCAGACAACACCAGCCAGAGUGGCUGAAGUUGAACAUUCAGUGCAAGAAAAAGUGCCUCCCUCUGAGGGACAGUGAGCGCCUUCAGCGACUGAUUUCUUGGUGUGUUAAUGGGGCAAGUGUAAAAGAGCCUGUGCCCCCGGCUUCUUUUAGUGCUACAGUCUAUGCAUUUCAACUUCCCAAACAGUUUAAUGAAGAACUAACUGUAGUUACAA
This is a messenger RNA of Gallus gallus (chicken), 8324 nucleotides long. RefSeq names its product p21 (RAC1) activated kinase 2 (gene PAK2). Gene Ontology annotation, cellular component: cytoplasm. Lineage: Eukaryota; Metazoa; Chordata; Aves; Galliformes; Phasianidae. The record is from RefSeq and is a predicted model, not a curated record. The transcript is spliced from 19 exons. Gene Ontology annotation, biological process: regulation of axonogenesis; protein phosphorylation; intracellular signal transduction. Bases 5205 to 6770 code for a protein of 521 amino acids. Gene Ontology annotation, molecular function: protein serine/threonine kinase activity; ATP binding.